This is a messenger RNA of Schistocerca nitens (vagrant locust), 1745 nucleotides long. RefSeq names its product pyridoxine/pyridoxamine 5'-phosphate oxidase-like. The record is from RefSeq and is a predicted model, not a curated record. The coding region runs from base 71 to 730 and encodes 219 amino acids. Lineage: Eukaryota; Metazoa; Arthropoda; Insecta; Orthoptera; Acrididae. The transcript has 6 exons. Gene Ontology annotation, molecular function: FMN binding; pyridoxamine phosphate oxidase activity. Gene Ontology annotation, biological process: pyridoxine biosynthetic process; pyridoxal 5'-phosphate biosynthetic process.
UCGACCUGCUUCGCGUGCGCGCACCCGCUACGUCUUCGACAAGCUCGCCUCCCCCCGUUCCGCGCCAACAAUGGAGAACGGAAAGACCAUCGAGCCGUCCGGUCUGGCGCAGAUCAAGUUCGAUGGCGACAGCCCGUUCGAGCUGUUCCAGUCGUGGCGAAAAGACGCCAUCAACACGGACCUCGUGCUGCCCGACGCUCUCACGUUCGCCACCUGCAACGGGGACGGGAAGGUGACGGCUCGUACAGUCCGCCUCAGGAGAAUAGAGCCAGACGGAUUCGUCAUCAUGACGGACCGCCGCAGCCGCAAGGCGAGGGACCUGGCCGAAGUUCCGUCUGGGGCGAUGGUGUUCCUCUGGUGCUACGUGGACGACGAGGGCCGAACGGUCAACAGGCAGGUGCGUGUGGAAGGGGAAGUACUGGAGCUGCAGCCAGAGCAGUACCAAGAUCUGUAUGAUGCAGAGCCACUCUUCUGCAAGAUACGGUCUCACAUCUGCCAGCAAGGGAAGCCUGUUGACUGGUAUGAGCACAAGCGCCAUCAUGACGAGGUGUAUGACCGUGUACGUAAUGAGGGCCUCGAACUGCCCAUGCCGCCUCACUUUGUGGCCUACAAGCUUGUGGCGAACAUAAUGGAUUUUUAUUAUGCUUAUGACGAACUGAUUGGUGACAGAUUACUGUUCGUGCUUGACCCAGAUACAAAAAAAUGGAAGUACAAUCAUGUAUAUGCUUAAAUACAUUAAGAACUACAAACACUGCCAUUUGUUUAUGUAUUACCAUUUUAUAUUAGCGUUAUCAUAAAUUCAAUGAACUUUAUUGUGUACCACAUUUUUGUUAGCAGUUUUUGUUUGUUUGUCAUAUAUAAUUAUUUUUGAACAAAUGAAUUUGUUACACUAUCAAGUUCAUAAGUGCAAAAGAGAAUACACUUGAAUGUGCUAUUGUGAUCCUUUGUAAAAAUAAAGGUGAAAAAAUGAUAGUGGUUACAGCAGUUAUCUUUUCAAGCUUCAAAGUUAUCACUUACUAUUGAUAUCUUUUGGGUUAUUCUGUGUGUGUUUAUGUCAACAUUCCUCAUUGUAUGUCAGAACUUAAUAUAUAUUUGUUAUCCUUUGUUCAAUAUGAAAUUGUAUUCAUUUUUGUUUACAAUUACAAGCCUACAAUUUAUGUUUGUUACUACAGCUAUUUUUUCACAUUACUUAAUAUAAUCCAUCUUAUAUAUGUAUUACAUAUGUAAUUUGUAUACAAUUACAAUAUCAGCAUGCUGAACACAUUUCUGUACCUUCAUUGCUUCUAAGGAAAUGAGAGUAUGUAUCAUGAAUAUGACAGUUCACUAUUGUAUACUUUGUGAGCCUGUUUCUGUGAAUUCACAUAAUUUAACAUUGCGAGUUAGGUAAUUUUUAAUUUCCUAUUUCAUACACUGUUACUUUCUUCAGUGGUGACACACCACUUAUAUCAUCCACACAUGAUAUAUAGUUGACUACCAAUGAAGUCAGACAUAUACUUACAGAAAAUGUAAUUAGGUCAACAUUUAUAGCUUUUCAUUGACAUUUUACUGAUGUUUAAGGAUAAGUUGGACCAGUUUCUAGCCCAAUAACUCAGUCACUCUACCUCAAAAAUUAUUGGGACCAAAUAUCAUUGUUAUUUCUCUUACUCAUCAAGGCACAAGAGUGUAGUAGUGUUUACUAUAGGUUUGAUACAUGUUUGACCUGUGUGUUUAAUGUGCCAAAAUAAAUAAUACUUUUGAACAUACAA